Nicotiana tabacum (common tobacco) is the source of this 958-nucleotide messenger RNA. The record is from RefSeq and is a predicted model, not a curated record. Lineage: Eukaryota; Viridiplantae; Streptophyta; Magnoliopsida; Solanales; Solanaceae.
UCCAUAAUUGACUUAACUAAUCCUAUACUCAUUUUCAUAUCUCUCUCUUUUCCAAUACUACAACUCUUUCAAUUACUCAGAGAGAUAUAGAUGGGUGCAGCAGGAAACUCCCCAUGCGCAUCAUGCAAGCUGCUGAGACGCCGCUGUGCAAAGGAUUGCAUAUUUGCUCCUUACUUCCCUUCCGAUGAUCCUCACAAAUUUGCCAUUGUUCAUAAGGUCUUUGGUGCCAGCAAUAUCAGCAAAAUGUUACAGGAGCUUCCGGUUGAUAAAAGAGCGGAUGCAGUGAGCAGUUUAGUGUAUGAAGCAAAUGCAAGGAUGAGAGAUCCUGUAUAUGGCUGUGUUGGUGCCAUAUCUUACUUACAAAACCAAGUUUCCCAACUACAGAUGCAACUAGCACUAGCUCAAGCUGAGAUCCUCUGCAUCCAAAUGCCAUCAUCACAAGAUCAUCAGCCACCUAAUUAUUUAUUGCCAAUGAGUCCACCAAUACAUGAAUUAGUAGCUGCAGAUGAUGAAAAGUCAUUCUUGAACCUCUCUCACUACCUCAACAACUUUGAGUCUAGCAGCUCUCACACAUGUAAUUCAGAUAUCUCUCAAGAGGGAGUCUUUCUUUGGACAGGACAAUACGAUGGGAGCUUGGAGCAAUGGUAAAGUUGUAAUCGUGUGAACUAUGAGUCACGGGUUCGAACGUUGAAUCAACCACUUAGUAUUAAUUUUUACCCCAUUGUACUUUCUCUCUUUCCCUCUUGUUGAAAUGAGGAUUAGAGAAUGGAGGGUUUUUGUUUCUUCAACUAAUAUGAUCAGCAAUAGUAUGAACAAGAUAAUGUAUUACAGUUAAACUAAAGAUUAGAUUUAUUAAUUUGUCUGGAGAAGAUGGUGACUUGGUAAGUCAACCUAGCAUGUGAGAGGUGAAAUAUAAAUUUAUAGUAAGGUAAGAAGAGGUUUUCAUAAACAUUAUUCU